AACGGCAGGCAGACUGUAAUCCCAGCGGAUUCAGUCGGGGAGGUGGGAGAGCGGAAUGGACUGGUGGUGUGUAACGUUACACCAGCAAAAAAUAGGAGAAGGUUACAAUUGUGAUUUAGUUUCACCCUUUUAAAUCAAACAUAACUACUCGUUUAUAUGGGUCAACUUCUGAAAGUCGGACGCAACCGUUUGCUGGCUGCAUUUAAUAAGGACUGAAAACUUGGGAUUUGAUGGAAACUAAAAUACGCUCCCCUCUCUCGCUAGCUUGCUAACAGACUAGGUAGCGAUUGCCACUUAAACAUGAACAUGGAUGACGGGAAAAUGAUUUCUUUGUGGACCUUGAACUAAUUUUUCGGAUUUUCUACAUUGUCAAUUAGCUGUAAAACUUAGCAAAUGUUUGGUUACGCUGCCCUGAUUUAUUUAAUUAUAGAUCGUUUUGCUGUUGGUAACUAGCGAGUAGUUUGUGAGUGUGGUAACUGUGAGUAGCUAGCUCCAGCUCACUUGGUGCUUAACUAAACGGGAUUAGGCAAAUCUGUUAGCUACCACAGAUAGCCAUAUUUUAGCAAGUAACUUCGCUACAUUAGCUCAUACCAGGGAAACGAUCCUUGGACUCGGCAUUGACGUUAUUCAGUGUUCUAGCACUAAAUUAAUCUGGUAAAACACAACCAAAAAUAGUUUAUUUGCUGGCUACAAUUGCUAUUAUUUUUACAUUGUCUGAAUGACUGGAUUCAACCUACGUUGACUGCGCUGGAAGUUUACGGUCUACUGUAGCCUAAGAUGAACAGACUGUGGAGGCGUGACGUACCCCUCGCAGAGCGCCACGGAAACAACUCCCCCGCCGGACUGGCCCCGGCCGCCCCCUCCACCAUGGCCCCCGCGGGGCCCAACAUCUCCUGGCUGCCGGAGGCCCCCGCGCUGGGCUCGGACCAGCCCUUCUUCCUCAUGACCACCACCGCGCAGGCCGUGUCCGGCUUCUUCGUCUGGACCGCCCUGCUGCUCACCUGCCACCAGAUCUACAUGCACCUGAGAUACUACAGCGCGCCGAACGAGCAGAGGCACAUCGUGAGGAUCCUCUUCAUCGUGCCCAUCUACGCCUUCGACUCCUGGCUCAGCCUGCUCUUCUUCACCAACGACCAGUACUACGUCUACUUCGACACGGUGCGGGACUGCUACGAGGCGUUUGUGAUCUACAACUUCCUGAGCUUGUGCUACGAGUACCUGGGAGGGGAGAGCGCCAUCAUGUCUGAGAUCAGAGGGAAGCCCAUCGAGUCCAGCUGUGUGUACGGAACAUGCUGCCUCUGGGGAAGGACCUACUCCAUCGGCUUCCUCAGGUUCUGCAAGCAGGCAACGCUGCAGUUCUGCGUGGUGAAGCCCCUGAUGGCCAUGGUCACCGUCAUCCUGCAGGCCUUCGGAAAGUACCGGGACGGCGACUUCAACGUGGCCAGCGGGUACCUGUACGUCACCAUCGUGUACAACAUCUCGGUCAGCCUCUCCCUCUACGCGCUCUUCCUCUUCUACUUCGCCACCCGCCAGCUGCUCGUGCCCUACAGCCCCGUGCUCAAGUUCUUCAUGGUCAAGUCCGUCAUCUUCCUCUCCUUCUGGCAGGGCAUGCUGCUGGCCAUCCUGGAGAAGUGCGGGGCCAUCCCCAAGAUCAGCUCUGUGGAGGUGACCGUGGGAGAGGGCACCGUCGCCGCCGGCUACCAGAACUUCAUCAUCUGCGUGGAGAUGUUCUUCGCCGCCCUGGCCCUCCGCCACGCCUUCACCUACAAGGUGUACAUGGACAAGAGGCUGGACUCCCAGGACCCAGUUCCGACAUACGGACAGUACGGCCGCUGUGCCCCCAUGAAGAGCAUCUCCAGCAGCCUGAAGGAGACCAUGAACCCGGGGGACAUGGUCCAGGACGCCAUCCACAACUUCUCCCCGGCCUACCAGCAGUACACGCAGCAGUCCACCCUGGAGCAGCGCUCAGGCCCCCCCGUGUCCCGCAGCCACAGCACCGCCAGCGCCCGCGACAACGAGAAGACCCUGCUGCUCAGCUCCGACGACGAGUUCUGAGCGUCGGCCAGGACGCGCUCGCACAGGACCACCGUGCGUCACAACCGCACACCACGCCGAUACUCGCAACCGCACACCACACCGAUACUCACAACCACACACCACACCGAUACUCACAACCGCACACCACACCGAUACUCACAACCGCACACCACACCGAUACUCACAACCGCACACCGAUACUCACAACCGCACACCAAACUGAUACUCACAACCGCACACCACACCGAUACUCACAACCGCACACCAAUACUCACAAUCAGAACACAAACACAGGCCGGGGACAUGGCAGUACAAGACCAGGAGGUAGAUCGGGCACACACACACACACACACACACACGCAAACACACCCACACACACACACACACGCAAACACACCCACCCACCCACACACACACACACACUCGCAAACACACACACUCAAAAUGGAGGCACAGUGCUGUGUGCUUCUUUACUCUUUCUUCAGUCACACUGAACUACACACACACGCCUGGGAAGCAACUCUUUAGGGACUCAACACGGUAUGCUUUGUGGAGGUGCCACAGUAAAAAAACAAAAAAAACUGCGACGCUUCACAAAUGUAUAUGUACGCACACACAUAUGCCCACACACGCACACACACGCAAACACUCUGUGUAUAAAAUAAAAAUAAUGUCUCAGCAUAUACACAUACAGAGGAUCAGACCAAAACCCAGACUUCCACACUUAGGGCAAUAUGGACAUAUGAUGUCAUGAAAUAUGACGUAAAGGCCAAAGGCAGGGAUUAAUGACACUCCACCACUCCAUUCCCAUCAGGCCGAGCUCCUCCCCAAAUAGAUGCCAAAUAGAAUAGGAGUCUCUCAAAGUUGGGAUCUUCAUAUUUACAGCUUUCCUGUCCUUUUAUUUUUUUCAUUUAUUUAUUAUCUUCGGGAUUGGGUGUCUGCUUACGUGUCAUGCAUCUUCGCUUGGAAUUGUAUUAAGUGUGAUCUUUGUAUUUUGAGUUGAAAUUCCACAUAGCCAGUGGUUCCUCUCCGCAAAGCGGUCCCGCUCGCUCCUGCUCUCACAGAGCCGCGUGCCACAGCUGGCUUCUGCUGCUCUUUGACGCUCACGUGACCCGUUAGCAGCAGGGCCCGUUAGCCGCAGGGCCCGUUAGCCACAGGGCCCGUUAGCCGCAGGGCUCGUUAGCCGCAGGGCUCGUUAGCAGCAGGGCCCGUUUGCAGCAGAGCCCGUUAGCCGCAGAGCCCGUUAGCCGCAGGGCCCGUUAGCCGCAGGGCCCGUUAGCAGCAGGGCCCGUUUGCAGCAGGGCCCGUUUGCAGCAGGGCCCGUUUGCAGCAGGGCCCGUUUGCAGCAGAGCCCGUUAGCAGCAGGGCCCGUUAGCAGCAGGGCCCGUUAGCCGCAGGACCCGUUUGCAGCAGAGCCCGUUAGCAGCAGAGCCCGUUAGCAGCAGGGCCCGUUAGCAGCAGGGCCCGUUAGCCGCAGGGCCCGUUUGCAGCAGAGCCCGUUAGCAGCAGAGCCCGUUAGCAGCAGAGCCUGUUAGCAGCAGAGCCCGUUAGCAGCAGAGCCUGUUAGCAGCAGGGCCCGUUUUGCAGCAGGGCCCGUUUGCAGCAGCGCGGCGGUAGAUUUAUCUCAGGACACACGAGCGCGCUCAGGGCUGUAAGGGAAGGCCUCACAGGGUUACAGACUGAGAGAUGUGGGCUCCUGACAUGGCAGGGCAGCCCUAAGAAGGUGAGGUUAUAAUGGCAUGAUUGGGGCAUUAUGUGCGUGCUGCAGGUUGAGCAGGCUUUUGCCAGCAUGGAAGACUCUAGACCAGUGGUAACCAACCCUGUUCCUGGAGAUCUACCAUCCUGUAGGUUUUUUUUUCAACCAUAAUUUGGCACGCCUGAUUCUAAUAAUUAGCAGCUCAAUCCAGAUCUUUAGCUGUUGAAGGAAGUGUGUUUUGUUUGGGUAGGAGGGAAAAUCUCCAGGAACAGGGUCAGUUCCCACUGCUCGUGACCAAUUCAGUUAGCAGGCAAUGUAGGUUAAACUCAUGCAAACUGUGCAGGCUUAUAGCAGGAAUAUAGGUGUAGGGCUUAACUGCACGAGCAGUUUCUGUAUAAAGCCUAUCGUUACAAUUAUUUGCAAGCAUAUUUACUGUAGAACAAGCCAUGGUUACACGUGUGUGUCCACAUAUGAUCAUACAAGACAACACAUUUUAUUUAUCCAAACUGCUGCUUCUGGUUUUCUGCAGAGAUAUUGCAGUGCCCACUAGAGGGCAGCGAUGAUAUUUGAUUUUGAUUGGCAGUACGCGCUUGCAUAGAGACCCCUACUGUUCCCAGUUAGAAGUGCGAGUAUAUAUAUUUUUGAAGUUAUUUCUUAAUCCUCUACUCACCCCAUGAUCAAGUAUCAGGUACAGUUUCUCUUAAAGGUUUUCUGUCGGUUUAAGGGGAUGUCGCUGUGACAGCAGAACCCACGCGCUGAUCACAGACGACAGGCAGCUACCAAGUGCAGCGUUUACAUUUUGCGCGACAUUCAGACAUGCUGCCAUUGAUUGCGCACCAGUGAGCGAGCUUUACUGUGUACUGGGGUUCUGUGUGCUACAUCACACACCUGUGGAUGAAGGCUUUUAUUGGCUGUUCAGUUCUGGGUCAGGGAAUCGCCCAAAAACCACAGACACAAGACCUUCCAGAUACCUGCACGUUUCCCCCUGGGUCAUUUCUGUGUAUAUAUGAUCUAUAUAUUGAGGCCAGUAUAAAUAUAUCCAGUACGUUAUUGUAGUGGGAACUGAGGGAAAUUAAUGAUGCUUUCUGGCACUUACCUUUUUAAGCGAGAAAAGAGAAUAUCCUUAAAUAGAUCUUUAUUCCACCCCAGCAGCUGAGAGGAUUGGGAAAAGAACCAUAAUUCUUCACAUUCUGUAAACGUCAGCUCUAUGUCCCAGUACAUGGCCUUUUAUACAUACUCACACGCACACACACGCAUGUAUAUGUAUUGCUGAAGAGUUAGGAAGUUGUAAAUAAGGGUUCAAAAGGAAAUACUGGAGUAAAAUGAACGGUAUAUGAUGAUGUUGUAAUGCUCAGAGAAAGCAAAUGCUUAGUUUUGUACCAUUGUUCAAUACUGGCUUUUAUUUUAUUUUUCUCUAGCUCUUUGUAUAUUGACACAGCUUCACAGAUUCUGCUUUUAUUUUUGUCUUUGUGAUGUCCAAAUGAGGAAAAGGAUAAAGAAAAGCCAAGAAGAAUAAAAGACAAAUAAAUAUUUAGUUUUGUCCUUAA
This is a messenger RNA of Anguilla anguilla (European eel), 5280 nucleotides long. RefSeq names its product transmembrane protein 184ba (gene tmem184ba). Lineage: Eukaryota; Metazoa; Chordata; Actinopteri; Anguilliformes; Anguillidae. The coding region runs from base 778 to 2055 and encodes 425 amino acids. The record is from RefSeq and is a predicted model, not a curated record. Gene Ontology annotation, biological process: transport. Gene Ontology annotation, molecular function: transporter activity. The transcript has 10 exons.